AUGCGUUUCACAGAAGAAAACAAAAAGAAAUAUCAAACCGUGCUUGAUUCCUUUGAGAACUACUUUGUGCCCAAAAAGAAUCUGUCGGUAUGUCGGCAUAAAUUCUUUUCUCACGUUCAAGGAACAGAUACAUUGGAUAUGUUUUUAACAAAAUUGAAGAAAUUAGCGGCGGACUGUGAAUUCAAAGAACUGCAAGAUUCUCUCAUAAGAGACAUGUUCAUUUGUAACAUGAACAAGGAACAUGCUAACAUAAGACAAAAAUUACUAGUAGAAAAUGAUAUAGGGCUUGAUAAAAUGAUCCUGUUGUACAGAAGCUUGGAAAUAUCACAGAGAAACAAUGUCUAUCUAGAAAAAGAAAAAGAAGAGGUGGUUCAGCAAAUAAAUCAGAGAAGAAAUAUAAAACAAGAAGUGAGAGGAAGGCAACCCACCCAAGAAGUGCGAGGAAGGCAACCCACCCAAGAAGUGCGAGGAAGGCAACCCACCCAAGAAGGGCGAGGAAGACAGCAAGAAUGUAUGCGGUGUGGAAACAUCCACUACUCUAUGUGGGUCAAAUGUCCGGCCUAUGGGGUUAAAUGUAACAAAUGUUCUAAAACAGGACAUUUUGCAAAGAUGUGCAGAACACCUAUCAGCUAUGUCGAUAUAGGUCAUCAUGACUCAGGUGGCUUCAUAACACAUCAAAUAAUGACUUCUUUAUAG
Molecule: messenger RNA, 696 nt
Organism: Leguminivora glycinivorella
Lineage: Eukaryota; Metazoa; Arthropoda; Insecta; Lepidoptera; Tortricidae
Exons: 1
Coding region: 1-696 (231 amino acids)
Molecular function (GO): nucleic acid binding; zinc ion binding
Source: RefSeq, a predicted model, not a curated record